Molecule: messenger RNA, 3405 nt
Organism: Mesoplodon densirostris (Blainville's beaked whale)
Lineage: Eukaryota; Metazoa; Chordata; Mammalia; Artiodactyla; Ziphiidae
Gene: NCKAP1L
Product: NCK associated protein 1 like
Exons: 31
Coding region: 1-3405 (1134 amino acids)
Biological process (GO): neuron projection morphogenesis; cortical actin cytoskeleton organization; cell migration
Cellular component (GO): SCAR complex
Source: RefSeq, a predicted model, not a curated record
AUGUCUUUGACUUCUGCCUACCAGCAUAAAUUAGCAGAGAAGCUCACUAUCCUGAAUGACCGAGGUCAGGGGGUUCUCAUCCGAAUGUAUAACAUCAAGAAGACUUGUUCAGACCCCAAAUCCAAACCCCCUUUCUUACUGGAAAAGUCCAUGGAAUCAUCUCUCAAGUACAUCAACAAGAAAUUUCCCAACAUAGAUGUCCGAAACAGCACGCAACAUUUAGGACCAGUACAUCGGGAAAAAUCUGAGAUAAUUAGAUUCCUCACCAACUACUACCAGUCAUUUGUGGACGUUAUGGAAUUUCGGGAUCAUGUAUAUGAACUUCUCAACACGAUUGAUGCCUGCCAGUGCCAUUUUGAUAUUAAUCUCAACUUUGACUUCACUCGGAGUUACCUGGACUUGAUAGUGACCUAUACCUCAGUUAUUUUACUUCUGUCACGGAUUGAGGAUCGACGGGUGCUCAUUGGCGUGUACAACUGUGCCCAUGAGAUGCUGCAUGGACAUAGUGACCCCAGUUUUGCCCGUCUGGGUCAGAUGGUCUUGGAGUAUGACCACCCUCUGAAGAAGCUGACAGAGGAGUUUGGGCCUCACACAAAGGCUGUGAGUGGAGCCCUGCUUUCUUUGCACUUUCUGUUUGUCCGAAGGAACCAGGGGGCUGAGCAGUGGCGUAGUGCCCAGCUUCUAAGUCUCAUCAGCACCCCUGCAGCCAUGAUUAACCCUGCUAAUUCAGACACAAUGGCCUGUGAGUACCUGUCUGUGGAAGUGAUGGAGCGCUGGAUUGUCAUUGGGUUUCUUCUUUGUCACGGGUGCCUCAACUCCAAUAGCCAGUGCCAGAAGCUGUGGAAGCUGUGUCUGCAGGGUUCCCUGUACAUCACCCUCAUACGGGAGGAUGUGCUACAAGUGCACAAGGUCACCGAGGAUCUGUUUAGCGGUUUGAAAGGGUAUGGCAAGCGAGUGGCAGACAUAAAGGAAAGCAAGGAACAUGCAAUUGCAAACAGUGGCCAGUUUCACUCUCAAAGGCGUCAAUUUCUGCGGAUGGCUGUGAAGGAGCUGGAGACUGUGUUAACCGAUGAACCAGGACUACUGGGUCCCAAGGCCCUUUUUGCUUUCAUGGCCCUGUCCUUCAUUCGUGAUGAGGUCACUUGGCUGGUUCGCCACACAGAAAAUGUCACCAAGACGAAGACACCUGAGGACUACGCUGACUCGAGCAUUGCAGAACUGCUUUUCUUGUUGGAGGAGAUUAGGGCUCUGGUCCGAAGACACAUCAAGGUGAUAGAGCAAUACCACCUUCAGUACCUGGCCAGAUUUGAUGCUCUUGUGCUCAGUGACAUCAUUCAAAACCUGUCUGUGUGUCCUGAGGAGGAGUCCAUCAUAAUGUCCUCAUUCGUCAAUACUCUCUCCUCUCUGAAUCUCAAACAAGUUGAUACUGGAGAAAAAUUUGAAUUUUCUGGAUUGAGGCUGGACUGGUUCCGUCUACAGGCGUAUACCAGUGUGGCUAAGGCUCCCCUGCACCUGCACGAGAACCCUGACUUAGCCAAGGUGAUGAACCUCAUUGUCUUUCACUCUCAAAUGCUGGACUCAGUAGAGAAUAUGCUGGUGGAAACUUCUGAUUUAUCUACUUUCUGCUUUCAUCUUCGUACAUUUGAGAAGAUGUUUGCUAUGACCCUGGAGGAACCUGCCAUGUUGCGUUAUGCCAUUGCUUUUCCCCUGAUUUGUGCUCACUUUGUCCAUUGCACUCACGAGAUGUGCCCAGAGGAGUACCCCCACCUGAAGAACCAUGGCCUUCAUCACUGCAACUCCUUCCUGGAAGAGUUGGCCAAGCAGACCAGCAACUGUGUCCUGGAGGUCUGUGCUGAACAGCGAAACCUGAGUGAGCAGCUUCUACCUAAGCACUGUGCCACUACCAUCAGCAAGGCCAAAAACAAGAAAACUAUGAAGCAGAGGCAGACUCCGAGAAAAGGAGAGCCUGAGAGGGACAAACCAGGAGCUGAGAGUCACCGGAAGAACCGCAGCAUUGUCACCAACAUGGACAAGCUACACCUAAACUUGACAGAAUUGGCACUGACAAUGAAUCAUGUACACAGCUUCUGUGUAUUUGAACACACCAUCUUCCCUUCUGAGUAUCUCAGCAGCCAUCUGGAGGCCAGACUCAACAGAGCCAUUGUGUGGCUGGCUGGCUACAAUGCCACAACCCAGGAGAUCGCCAGGCCUUCUGAGCUCUUGGUAGGAGUCAAAGCGUACAUCAGUUUCAUAAAGUCACUGGCCCAGUUUUUGGGUGCAGAUGUGUCCAGAGUCAUCCGCAACGCCCUCCUGCAGCAGACGCAGCCACUGGACUCGUGUGGGGAACAGACUAUCACCACUCUCUACACAAAUUGGUACCUAGAAAGUCUGCUUAGACAGGCGAGCAGUGGGACCAUUAUCCUCUCACCAGCCAUGCAGGCCUUCAUCAGCCUCCCCAGAGAAGGGGAGCAGAACUUCAGCGCAGAGGAGUUCUCUGACAUCUCUGAGUUGCGGGCUUUGGCUGAACUCCUGGGCCCCUAUGGCAUGAAGUUCCUGAGUGAAAACCUGAUGUGGCAUGUGACCUCUCAGAUUGUGGAGCUGAAGAAGCUGGUGGUGGAAAACAUGGAUGUACUUGUUCAGAUCAGAUCCAACUUUAGCAAGGCAGACUUGAUGGCUUCUCUGCUUCCCCAGCUGAUGGGGGCUGAUAAUGUGCUGAAGCGUAUGACCAUCAUUGGAGUUAUCCUCAGUUUUAGGGCCAUGGCCCAAGAGGGACUUCGGGAGGUUUUCUCCUCCCACUGCCCAUUUCUUAUGGGUCCCAUUGAGUGCCUGAAGGAGUCUGUCACCCCAGACACAGAUAUCAAGGUGACCCUGAGUGUCUUUGAGCUAGCAUCUGCUGCAGGGGUGGGCUGUGACAUUGACCCAGCUCUGGUGGCUGCCAUUGCCAAUCUGAAAACUGAUACGUCAUCCCCUGAGGAAGAAUAUAAGGUGGCCUGCCUGCUCUUGAUCUUUCUUGCCGUUUCCCUCCCCCUCCUCGCCAUGGACCCAGCUUCCUUCUAUAGCAUUGAGAAGGACGGUUACAGCAACAAUAUUCACUGCUUGACCAAAGCCAUCAUCCAGGUGUCUGCUGCCCUCUUCACCCUCUACAACAAGAACAUUGAAACUCACCUCAAGGAAUUUCUGGUGGUAGCUUCUGUCAGCCUCCUGCAGCUGGGCCAGGAGACUGACAAGCUUAAAACCAGAAAUCGGGAAUCCAUUUCUCUGCUCAUGCGCUUGGUGGUGGAGGAAUCCUCCUUCCUGACUCUGGACAUGCUGGAGUCCUGUUUCCCAUAUGUCCUGCUUCGAAAUGCCUAUCGGGAGGUAUCCCGGGCCUUCCACCUGAACCGAGUGUUGGCCAGUACCCACUGA